AUGGCGGCUCAAGCACAGCCCCGCAUUCUACUCAUUACCCUCGACAAGGUAAUGCCUGAAAUAGACGAGGUCUUCGCAGAUCUCAUACACAAAUUCUCAAAAGUAGCGCAACUCCAACGAACCCGCAAGCCAGAUGCUUCCCUGAGAGUCCUCUCCGAGAACCCCAAAGCCGUCUUCUUAACGGAUGGAGCUCUCAGCAAGCCCAAAUACGCAUCACUCUGGGAUGCCGUGCUCGAAUAUGCUCGGAAUGGCGGGACGUGUCAGCCCCCCGACAUCAAAUCAUUCUUCGCCAAGGCUGGACUUCCAUGGGAAAUGGCCGGCUAUCAUCGCACCACCGUCUCUCUGAAUCGGCAAGGCAUUCCUCGCGACGUGACCCUGGCUUUGCAGCCGUCGUACAGCCAGAAAGCUAUUUUCCUCAAAGGGGUGGACCCCAGUCUGUCAUGGUAUAAUCCCACGAGUGAUUCGACUACACAGUCCAUGGUCUUUGACCCGGAGAGUGUCGAUACCACGACGUGUCCUGUUGCGAUGGCGAAUGUCGGUGAAGGAAAGCUGGGAUAUGUCGGUGAUGUGAACGGCGAGCAAGGGUCGACCCUUGUGGUUCUUGCAAUGAGUGGGCUUUUCUCAACGGCCUAG
Molecule: messenger RNA, 633 nt
Organism: Penicillium cinerascens
Lineage: Eukaryota; Fungi; Ascomycota; Eurotiomycetes; Eurotiales; Aspergillaceae
Exons: 2
Coding region: 1-633 (210 amino acids)
Source: RefSeq, a predicted model, not a curated record